AAAACCCAAACAAUAAAACAAAAAAAAAGAAAAAGAAAAAAGGAAACCAAUAAAAACAUUUUUUUAGGGUUUGGGAAAUUAAGAAGAACUUUCUAGGCAAAACCCCAGAAAGCCAUGACUGACCAUUUGGUCGUCGAGGCUCAUAACCUUAAUCCUAACAACAAUUUCUCCUCUGAAUUCGAUUCUCUUCCAAUUCCUCCUAUGGAUCCUGUGUUCUUCGAAAGCGAUACCCACAACAUCAAUAAUUCCGAAACCUUUGAUUCGGAUCUCGGGUUUGGAUUCGGAUUCGACGACAAUUCGAAUUUCGAGCUUACUUUCGACGACAUCGACGAUUUCUACCUUCCUUCGGAGAAUGAAGAGUUUAUCAUCUCUGAGCACUGCCUCGAUUCGGUUCAGCUGGAUCUUGAAGAACCGGUCCAAUCUCAACCGGUUCAGGUCUCGGAUUCCAUUUCGGGUUCUUCUGGGGUUUCGACCGAUCAUGUGGCUUCUGACGUUUCGAAAUUCCUGAACUUCUCGGGUUCGGGAUCGGCCGAGUCCGAUUCUGGCGAUGCGGCAGCUAGGGUUUUGAAUUUCCCGUCUCCCGAAUCGGGCGGGUCAGAGAGCAGCGGCGGCGGCGGGUCGGUUUCGUCGCAGGGAUCGGGGAACGGGCCGCGGUCUCCGAAUGUGAUCGUUGUUGAUCAGGUGAUCAAGGUGGAGGAGGAAACGGCGUCGAAGAAUUGCGUUUCGAAGAGGAAGAAAGAGCACGUGGAAGAAGGAAUCGCCGCGGAUUCGAGGACCCCCAAGUACCGGAGAUCGUCGGAGAAUGUGGCGGAUUCGGUGAGUUUCGAGGCGGCGCCGGCGAACGAAGACGAGGAGAAGAGGAAGGCGAGGCUUAUGAGGAAUCGAGAGAGCGCCCAAUUGUCGAGGCAGAGGAAGAAGCAUUAUGUGGAGGAGUUGGAAGAUAAGGUAAGGGGUAUGCACUCUACAAUUGCUGAAUUGAAUAGUAAGAUUUCGUAUAUUAUGGCCGAAAACGCCACAUUGCGCCAGCAAUUGAGUGGCAAUGUGCAGCCACCGCCGCCCCAUUCGGGUAUGUACCCACAUCCCGCUGCAAUGGCGCCCAUGGGGUACCCGUGGAUGCCGCCUUGCGCCCCAUAUGUUAUUAAACAACAAGGGUCUCAAGUUCCUUUGGUUCCGAUACCGAGGCUGAAACCACAGCAGCCUGUACCGGCACCUAAGGUGAAGAAGUCGGAGAAUAAGAAGAGUGAGGGGAAAACUAAGAAGGUUGCCAGUGUUAGUUUCCUGGGUUUGUUGUUUUUCGUCAUGCUUUUUGGUGGGUUGGUUCCUUUUGUCAAUGUUAGGUAUGGAGGAAUAGGGGACAAAGUUCCUGGAGGGGUUGGUUAUGUUAGUGAUAGGUUCUAUGAUCGACAACUUGGGAGGGUUUUGAGUGUUAAUGAAUAUUCAAAUGGGUCUGGAGGAAGUGUAGGAGGUGGAUUUUCUAGUGGGGAAUUUGAUAAUACUAACAGAGUAAAUUAUGUGAGAGGACGUGUACGAAUCGAAGAGUAUGAACGGAAAGGACAAGGGUCGCAACCUUUACCAGGUUCAGAUGAAUCUAUUCGUUUGGGCAACGGUAGUGAGCCUCUUGUUGCGUCUUUAUAUGUGCCGAGGAAUGAUAAGCUUGUGAAGAUUGAUGGGAACUUGAUAAUUCACUCUGUUCUUGCCAGUGAGAAAGCUAUGGCAUCUCAGGCUGAACCUGAAAAGAAAGACAAUAAAGAAACUGGUCUGGCAAUUCAUAGGGAUUUGGCUCAGGCAUUGGCAAUUCCAGAAGUUGGAGGGAAUAGAGGGAGACAUUCUCAUGUAUACAGAAAUCCUACAGGAGGGCAAAAGGCUCUUGCCUCUGGUUCAGCUGAUACUCUGAAGGACAAUUUGAAGUCGACUCCAGCUGAUGGUAAGCUGCAACAGUGGUUCCGUGAAGGUCUUGCAGGUCCAAUGUUGAGUUCUGGCAUGUGCACUGAGGUGUUCCAGUUUGAUGCCUCUCCAGCUUCUGCUCCAGGAGCUAUAAUUCCGGCAUCCUCAGUUUCCAGUGUUCCUGCAAAACACCUUAAGAAUGCUACUCGCCUUAGCAAGGGGAGGAAUAGAAGGAUCCUCAAUCGUCUUCCGAUUCCUGUGGCUGGAUCCAAUUAUAACAUUACUGAAGAGCAUGUGAGAAAUAGUUCUCAGAAGGAAAGCUUUCAAGGCAAUAAAUCUUCUUCUAUGAUUGUUUCUGUGCUUAUUGAUCCCAGAGAAGCUGGAGAUAGUGAGGUUGAUGGCAUGAUUGCACCAAAGUCGCUUUCGCGGAUUUUUGUAGUCGUGCUUAUGGACAGUGUGAAGUAUGUCACUUACUCUUGUGUGCUUCCACGGUCUGGUCUCAUCUAGUGACAACUUGAAAGAGGAGAGUAGAUUUUGGUGAUAUGGAAUAACAGCAGCUUCCAACUCUAGCUCCCAGUUUUGUAUAUAACAGAUAAUAAGCAGCUUUAAUAGCUUUCUUAGCCUUUAGAUGUACUCUAAAUUACCUAAACUUCCGUUAACUUCGGCUUGUUAGGAUAUACUACAAUGUUCUUUGGUUGAGAAGUAGAACAUUAGCCCUGAGGUUUCUUCAAAUGGAUGUGCGGCUGUUGUUCUCUCUCUAGUGUCUAGUGCUCUACUCUGUAGCAUGUCAUAAUGUUGUACUGAUUGCAGACAUUUGACUAAAUAUAUGGAAUUGGAAUAACUUAUUUGGUGUAUU
This is a messenger RNA of Quercus lobata, 2740 nucleotides long. RefSeq names its product bZIP transcription factor 17-like. The transcript is spliced from 2 exons. Gene Ontology annotation, biological process: regulation of DNA-templated transcription. NCBI's taxonomy places the organism in Eukaryota, Viridiplantae, Streptophyta, Magnoliopsida, Fagales, Fagaceae. Gene Ontology annotation, cellular component: nucleus; endoplasmic reticulum membrane. The record is from RefSeq and is a predicted model, not a curated record. Bases 115 to 2391 code for a protein of 758 amino acids. Gene Ontology annotation, molecular function: DNA-binding transcription factor activity.